Messenger RNA from Microplitis mediator, 685 nucleotides. It is a transcript of the gene RpII18, whose product is annotated as DNA-directed RNA polymerases I, II, and III subunit RPABC2. Lineage: Eukaryota; Metazoa; Arthropoda; Insecta; Hymenoptera; Braconidae. Gene Ontology annotation, molecular function: DNA-directed RNA polymerase activity; DNA binding. Gene Ontology annotation, biological process: DNA-templated transcription. Gene Ontology annotation, cellular component: RNA polymerase II, core complex; RNA polymerase III complex; RNA polymerase I complex. The record is from RefSeq and is a predicted model, not a curated record. The transcript has 3 exons. The coding region runs from base 212 to 604 and encodes 130 amino acids.
UGGUGACCUUCAAUAAAAAAACGGUGUAGUGUAGCUCAGUGUUCAAUCAGUUCAGUGACUUGAGAUACAAACACGCAGUAGCACAUGUACUAUAGUAAUAAAUAUUAAUAAAAAUAAUUAAUUAAUUAAAAGAAAAAUUAAAUUGAUUUAAAAAUUUAAAGUUUAUUGUGUGACAGAAUUAUUUGAAUUUGAAUUUAAAUAAAUAAUCAAAAUGGCUGACGAUGAAUUUGAUGGAGACGAUAACGCAGAUGACUUUGAAGAAGCAGAAGAGGACGACCACUUAGAUCUCGAAGCUCCAGAAGAAGAGAAUGAAAAUUUCCAAGUUUUACCUUCUGGAGAAGCUUCUGCGAGUGUGCAAAAGUCGAAACGUAUUACGACACGUUAUAUGACCAAGUAUGAAAGAGCACGAGUGUUAGGCACAAGAGCUUUGCAAAUUGCGAUGUGCGCUCCGGUUAUGGUGGAGCUGGAAGGAGAAACUGAUCCCUUGCAAAUUGCCAUGAAGGAAUUGAAGCAAAGGAAAAUUCCAAUCGUCAUCAGAAGAUAUCUGCCUGACAACAGCUACGAAGACUGGGGCAUUGAUGAAUUAAUUAUUAUUGAUCACUAAUUUUCAUUUAAUUAAUUUAAAAAUAUACUUUUUCUUUUCAUGUAUAUAAUUUAAUAAAAUUUUUUAUUUAACUCUCUUUCA